Molecule: messenger RNA, 942 nt
Organism: Exophiala mesophila
Lineage: Eukaryota; Fungi; Ascomycota; Eurotiomycetes; Chaetothyriales; Herpotrichiellaceae
Exons: 3
Coding region: 1-942 (313 amino acids)
Source: RefSeq, a predicted model, not a curated record
AUGGUCCAUUAUAUACGCUUUCUGCGUACGCCACAGAUUCAUGUAACGAAGAAGUCGACGGACAUCAACGCAGUGAUUGCCGUCACCACAGAUCUAGGGGAUUCACUCCUUGCUCAAGAUGCAGAACUCACUGUGGAGUUGGUCGAGGCUCAUCAUCCGCACCGAGUUCUAAAAACUAGUAAGGUGCAAUGGCGGGACGGCUCUCGUGCCUGCAAGUUUACCAUUGCGUGUUCCAAUAAGGAAGCCAAGAAAACCGUCAUUGUGCAUGUGACCGGACCCUCAACCAAGUCUGGAGUGGUGUCCAAGAUUCUCGAUUGGUUGAACGGCAGAUUGUGCUCUCCAACAAAAGCCGUGGAUGCGAGUCUGGGGUUUCUGAUAUACUUUGAUCAAAACCUCAAAGCGUCUGGCCCAGAUGAUGGAGCCCUGGCCCGUCUGAUCCAAUUGAGCAGGGCAAAGCGGUUGAAGGUAUUGGAACUCGGGGCAGGGUGUGGCAUUGUUGGGAUUACUUUUGCUCAUUUGGUCAAGAGUGAUGUUAUCCUCACAGACCUUGAGGACGCUCAAGAGAUCAUGGACAAGAACAUCCGAUGUGCAUCGCCACUGGCAGGAUCUAGCCUUCAAACCCAGAAGCUAGACUGGGCAGCCAGACUUGAUGAUAGCUUGAGUGGACAGUUCGACCUUGUUUUGGUAUCAGACUGCAUCUACAACCCCGACAGCAGCGUUCAUCUGGUAGAGACAUUGAGACAAUUGGCCACUCGUGCUCCCAAAGUACUCGUGUUGGUCGGAUUCAAACGACGCCAUGACGCCGACAGUGUGUUCUUCGAUCGGAUGAAUGAGACGCAAUUUCAGGUGGUAGACAGUGUCCAGAUUUCACUGCCACAUACCCUGACCGACCACGAUACGGAAGCACCGACCAUUGAAUUUUACAGCUAUAGAGUUGCUUGA